GGGCAGUAAUGCAACACUGAGGAUGCCAGCUCCCGUCAAACCUCAAAGAAGAAGUGGAGGACGCUAACGUUUCACCAGAGUCGAGUACACUAUAGGAAAUAACUAUAGCUAAUCUUGGAUGCCACUGUAAACGGAUAGCUGUUAUCAAACAGAGGGCGUAUCGAAGUGACAAGCAUGAGCAGUUUUAGUAGACCUGACAGACACAGGACACCAUCAUUCACCAGGUUAACACACCUUGGAGCAUCCAAGUCUGACCCGGACAGAGAUUCAGGCUUCUCAGAUGCCAGCUCUGAGUACCUCAGUACAGUCGAUCUGACUGACUCUGAAGAUGCAAGAAGGUAUGGGUCGAUAAUCGGCCAGGACCCGACAGGUCCGCAGGUGGCUGUGAUGGGUGGCUCAUAUGCUGGACUGUCUCCAAUGAUCAUCAUGAAUAACUUUGUCUUAAACCAGACGUCCCCGAUGGCUCCAGCAGAAAAACAGUGGGGCUUUCCUUCACCCUUGGAAGUGAUGCCUCAGUCACAGGUUGUUCUUCUUCAACCCAUAGUAUCAAACUGUAACAUCAGCAGCUCCUCAAAGACUGGCUCUGAAAAUAUCCGACAGUCAAAAAGCUACAUGCCCAUCCUCAAGUCAUAUCCCAGAAUCGCUCCGCACCCAGGGGAUGCGCCCACUAAGAGAGUGGGAUCCUCCAAGGUGAGGGUGAGUUCAACGUCAGGAUAUGAGAAGCGGCAGAGGAGGCACCACCACGGCCACAGGCUCUACAGCUCGCCCAUCCCACAGCCAGCACCGCAGACUACAAUCAAACCCAUCUCACACUUUGAAGCAGCAGACAACCAAUCGCAGGCAGCCGAGAGUCCGGAGUCUCUCUCCCCGCUGGCAGGGACCAGCUCUCUGCGACCCUACACAGAUGAAUUCAGGACAGAUAUUGACAGCAAUAGGAUGGAUGUGGACCAGGACGACGCACUCUCAGUGGACGGUAACAAACUGAAACGUUUCAGCAAUACCUACAAUAUUCUCAACAAAUCUGGCUUGCUGGGGAUCACCAUGCGCACAAAGCAGCUGAUGAAGGAGAAUAAGCGCACCCAAGGCCAGCUGCAGCAGCUUCAGGAGCAGACGGCUCUGCUGCUGGAGGCUCUGGGCAGCAGAGACCCGCAGCUCUGGACUAAACUGCAGCUCUCUCUGCAGCACACAGACAGGAGCAAUGUGGAGCUAAAGCUCAGAGAGUAGUGGCGUAAUGUAUCGACGGACAUGACCAGCGGCUCUCAAUCAGGGGGUCACAAGAUGAUUUAUUGAAUGUUAAAACGUAAAUCUCAAAUCUUUACAAUAAAAGCUGUCUCGGGUGAAAUACUGCCAUUACAGUAUAGCAUUAUAAAUAAACAAACAAUAACUUAUAACUAAACUCUAUACUUUCACGCAUUAAUCAGGACAGUACAAAUCAUCUUAGCAGUCAGAACUGCUGGUCUAAUAUGAAGCUAAAGCACACAAAUACCAAUAUAAGCCGAGUUAAGAAGCAUGCUUACAUUUCAAACCCUUGCCUAUAAUGAAUUUUCUUGCCUCUGCUGUUUCAAGAAUAGCAAGUAUGACUUGCAAUAGGGCUUCUAUAUGUUAAACUUCUUAUUGCAUAGAAUGCAUGUAUACAUCACACGUGAGGGCACAUGGGGUCAAUUCCUUAUGCAUGCCCUCAAUGUGAUUGCUGUAGAGAAAAUAUAAGCAUCAUUUUUAAACUUGGUGUGAUUACAUGUUGCCUGUGUUUCAAUUUCCUCUUUACGGAGGUCUUGAAUGAACAAUGUCUUGUCCAUUUUUUCAUUUACUUUUGAAAUGCGACGGUAAACGGAAGAGAAUGAGCCGAUGCCUCCUUUUUGUGAGGAAGUGUACAUACCAUCAGCUUGUAUUCUCAAACAGCUGGGUAUCUCACAGUCAGAGUUCAGAGCGCUGGCAAAACCAUAACAUUAUUUUUCCUGUAAUUGUGUUACUUGCUGUCAUCAUUAUUUAUUUUUGAUAAUGUUUCUGUUCAAGACUAAAGCUCUGUGAAUAAUAUAAACAAACCAAGCACAUUAUAACAGGUUUGCCAGUUCACUGGUAAAGCAAGUUAUUUCAGAAGAUAUCUUUAAGAACUAUGUAUGCAUUUGCAAAAGCUUUAAACUGUAGCAAGUAAAGUGCAGUAGCCUUAUAUUUUUCUCUUGACUUUGCAUAUGUUGCUGCCAUGUUCAUUCCAGCCGCUUAAGCUUAGUGUCAUUUAUUAAUUGAAACUUCAAGGUGAAGAAAUGAAAACAAAGUAAUUUCAGACUCUGGCACUUUAGUUAUAAGAUUACGGACAACUUUUUAGACAAACUUGUAUCCCGACAUGAGCAUUCUUUCUUGAUGAAACGAUGUGAAUAUAAAAGUUUAUCUGGAUGCCUGUGCCUUGAAUAUGUUCAUGUUUGCAACUCAUAUAAAUGCUUGUGCAGCUUUAUGUGGAAGAAAGUUAAAUGUGCUUAGAAAUCUCCGAAGAAUGAAUAUUCUUCUCUGAAACAAAACAAAUCCAACCCUGGCUAGGCGAUGCAUCCAGAGUUGAUUUAGAAAGAAUAACAUGAAGACAAGUUAAGUCAUAAAUUGUUCCAUUAUAAAUGUUAAGCCGAAGUUAACUGUGGUAUUAUUUAUUUCAGCAACAAUAUGUUACUGUUGCGGUAUUUUCUAAACAUGAGCAGCUGUAGAGAUAAGCUAAGAAAUAAUCUAAUUAUUCUUGGUUUUAAAAAGGUGGUUACUAAAAGGAUUUUAAGAUAACUUUCUUUCUGUUAUUAUGAAAAGUGCUUUCUGUAUCGUUUAGCAAAUGUCACCUUGACUAAUAAAACUCAGUUUGAAGACCAUUUCCUCUGUCAAUAGU
Molecule: messenger RNA, 2860 nt
Organism: Cottoperca gobio
Lineage: Eukaryota; Metazoa; Chordata; Actinopteri; Perciformes; Bovichtidae
Gene: cipca
Product: CLOCK-interacting pacemaker a
Biological process (GO): negative regulation of circadian rhythm; negative regulation of DNA-templated transcription
Cellular component (GO): nucleus
Source: RefSeq, a predicted model, not a curated record